This is a messenger RNA of Ictidomys tridecemlineatus (thirteen-lined ground squirrel), 3604 nucleotides long. It is a transcript of the gene Fbxo16, whose product is annotated as F-box protein 16. Lineage: Eukaryota; Metazoa; Chordata; Mammalia; Rodentia; Sciuridae. The record is from RefSeq and is a predicted model, not a curated record. Gene Ontology annotation, molecular function: protein binding.
GGAGCCAGCCCUCCUGGAUGUCCCGGCCAAUCAAGAGACCACACAUUGUUGCCUAAGAGACCCCGGAUGCCAGCGACAGAAUUUAUAGAUGGUGAUUGGACUAGGAAAGCAGGGAGGGGUGGGGGCUGGAAGGAGUCAAAGAAAAAGCUGACCUAGUGCAACUAUGGCAACCCCAGCACUAGAGGCUUGAAGAGGGAGCCCUCUGAAAGAGGUAUAGUCUUCUUUUUGGAAGAAUAUCCAGUUUUUGCAUGAUGGCAUUUGCACCUCCGAAGAAUAUAGAAUGUCCCAAAAUGCAGAUAAAGAUGAGUACCUGGACACCCCUCAACCACCAGGUUUUGAAUAACCAGGUAUUUGAAGAAAGAAAAGCUCUGCUUGGAAAAUGGUUUGACAAAUGGACAGACUCUCAGCGGAGAAGAAUCCUCACAGGUCUGUUGGAACGCUGCUCGCUGUCACAACAAAAGUUCUGCUGUCGAAAGCUUCAGGAAAAAAUUCCAGCAGAAGCCCUGGACUUCACCACCAAGCUUCCUAGGGUGUUAUCCAUAUAUAUCUUUUCCUUCCUUGACCCCCGGAGCCUUUGUCGUUGUGCACAGGUGAGCUGGCACUGGAAGAACUUAGCUGAGUUGGACCAGCUCUGGAUGCUAAAAUGCUUGCGGUUUAACUGGUACAUCAAUUUCUCUCCAACUCCCUUUGAGCAGGGGAUAUGGAAGAAGCACUAUAUUCUAAUGGUGAAAAAACUUCAUGUUACCAAGCCCAAGACACCGCCAAAAGAAACAUUUAUAAUUGCGGAUGUUCGGUCACUCUCAAGCAGUUCUCCAGAGCAGAAGCAGUGCCCUUCAUCAACCUUUCGUCCUUCCACCUCUUUAAGAAAGAAGAAUAACCUAGGGGAGAGAGAGCUGCCCCCUUGGAGGUCCUCUGAUAAGCAUCCAACUGAUAUCAUUCGGUUUAACUACCUGGACAACUGCAACCCCCUCCAGCCAGGGCAAGGAAGAAAGAAAAGAAAUGAAAUGAUCCCAGAUUUCAGCCGACAGUCACAGGAUAAGAAAAAUAAAUUGCAGGACAGAGCUAGGCCAAGAAAAGCACAUUUCCUGAUGUCCCUGAGUUCCUGCUCCCCUCUGAAAGUUCCAGCGUGGUCCCCUCAAGCGUCAGGGGGAUCCCCAGCCCUCGAAGCAGCAUCUAAGAUUCUCAUGCAGCACCUUCAGAGACACCCUGAGCUCCAGUCAUUCCUCAUCCAGGAUCAGAGCCACAGCUGAUCUGAAAGUGGGAUAGAACUGUUCUAGAAAUGACGAGAUGCUCUAUGUGGCAGCGAGCUGGAUUCUCCAGGCUUCCCCAUCAGAAGCCCUUCCAGGUUAAGUUCCCCGUUGUAAAAGUGAGUCCUCCAGUGUCCCAGUGAAAACAAAUUAAAAGCAAAAAUGUUGAAAAAUUUACAAACUUAGAAACGUGGUGGUGGCUAAUGUGGAAUUGGUGAAGGGUCAAUUUUGGGUGUGUGAGGCAGGUCCAGAAGGAAAUGACAACACACCCCCCAGCUCCUUGGGCAGUUUAAUGAGGAGCUAUUUAUCAUGGUGACUUACCUGGCUUGCUAGGGCCCGUGUCCCUUUUCUCUGUGUCUGUGUCCAAAUCUCUCUUUGUGUGUGUGGUGCCAGGAUUGAACCCAAGACCUCCAAUGUGCUCUACCACUGGGCUGCACCCCCACCCCACAAAUCAGUUUUGAUAAAAACACCAGUCCUGUUGGAUUAGGGCCCGUCCUAAUGGCCUCACUUAACACUAAUUACCUCUUUAGAGGCCCUGUCUCCAAAUGUGGUCUCAUUUGAAAACACUGGGAGUUAGGACUUUGACAUAUAAAUUUGCAGGGGACACAAUUUGGCCCAUGACACACAUUACAGACAAGGUUCAGAGAAGCAAGAAGGGAUGGUGAGACACCCAGGAACUAGCACCAGCAGAAACCUUUAGCAUCCAGGCUGCAGAAGCAGAUGGGAGACAGUGGAGAUCCUGGGACCUAGUCACAACUAUAGCCACGAGAAAGGAGUCACCUCCAGAAUGUGUGCCAUGGGGUAGAGGAAAAGCCACUGUUAAGACCAGGCAGGGAGGGGAGAGGGAUAAGACCUGUCCCUUCUCUUACCACACUCCUGACAGAGCUUCCGCCGUUCACCAUCUGGAGCAGGAGCAAACACACCUGGGUGCCACUGUCAGAUGCCAUCCUCCUGAGGCAGAGAGCAGAGCUGCCAGGUGUGCUGGGAGGCUGGGCGAUGAGGAGACAACAGACAGUAAGUGGCACAAUGGAGGGAAAAAGUACGUUACCAGAGGCAGAAUUACAAUUAAUGUUUGAGAAACUUAAAUGGUCUUUAGUUACUGGAAAACAGAAAAUGUCACUUUUCUGCAAAAAUAUUAGUCAUACAUUUUAAACUAAACCACCUACCCCAUAACCAUGUCAAUGUCCCAGAAGUUACCACUCUAGAAAAUAUAUUGACCCAGGUAAAGCAAAAAAAAAAAUAGAAAAACAAAUAUGUUUGUCAAAUUUGUUUGUGAUGUUGAAUACUUACAUUCUUAUAGUGUGUACUAUAAUAUAUAGACACACACACACACACACACACACAUACACGCGUAUAUAUAUAUAUUUUUAAUGGUUUAAAACAGUUGCCUGCCUGGCAGGAUGACACAGGGCAUGAUGAUUUGAAUGUCCAAAUGAAAGGUAGGGACCAAAAAUGACCAAAUUACAAUUAAUGUGUUUGCACCAUCCUGGGUGGCACUAGUGUGUGUCAUCCUGCAAUUAGCCCUUAUGUCCUUGGGCAAAGCAGCUGGCUCUCAGGAAGGGCACCCUCUUCCUGGAGCCUGAGUCCCCCCGGUUGCCCCCGGGAGCCACAAGCAGGUAUGGAAGCUGGGGUGGCCUGCAUCCUCGCCUGUCUGACCUUGCUUGGCCCAAUGCACCCUUUGAUUAUGUCAAGAGCCAGUCACAUUGUGGGCAGAUGUUCAAAUGGGCCAGACUAGAGUCUACCCUCAGGCCCUUUUGGAAUAAAACAGGAUCUUCUGCACCAGGGAUCUACCAAGAGAAAAAGGGCUCAGCCAGUGCCAGCAGCUGCACUUUGCUUCAGCUGCAUUUGAGUUCUCUCUUCCUGUGUCACAGAGCAUUCCAGUUUCAUUUGCUGCAUGGAGAAGUCAGCUAUUUUCUUCAAGAAUCUGAAGUUUGGGCGGGGAUCUUUGUACGGAACUUGACUCCAGUCCACAUUCCACUUCCAAGAUGGCGGAGGGACAGGUGGGCACUCAGCCAGGCUGAGGGUGGGGCCCGUCUCCCUCCAUAUGGCCGGGGCCUCAGGGCAUGGGGCUAAGCCAGAUGGAAUCUGAAUCACCUCUUGAUCUUGGAAGUCUCAUAGCGUCACUUCUUUCAUCCCUCGUUGGCCAGAGAGACUUGUCCAAUUUCAAGCAGAGGUGACAGACUCUGGAAAGUGGCAAGGUUCUGGAAGUACAUGUGGGCUGGGAGAUAUUUUUGCAAAUAUUUUGGAAUAGACUCUGCCUCAGGAUGGUUCCUUGUGUGCCCCUUACCUAUCUGUACAUCCUAACACAGUGGUAUGAACUAGAAACCAUCAAUAAAGAUGAUAUUGCUCUUCAUUAA